Raphanus sativus (radish) is the source of this 1374-nucleotide messenger RNA. Its product is annotated as ceramide synthase 1 LOH3. Gene Ontology annotation, molecular function: sphingosine N-acyltransferase activity. Bases 140 to 1066 code for a protein of 308 amino acids. Gene Ontology annotation, biological process: ceramide biosynthetic process. Gene Ontology annotation, cellular component: membrane; endoplasmic reticulum. The transcript has 6 exons. The record is from RefSeq and is a predicted model, not a curated record. NCBI's taxonomy places the organism in Eukaryota, Viridiplantae, Streptophyta, Magnoliopsida, Brassicales, Brassicaceae.
GAUGGAGUAGGAGGUAGUACUAGUUCAACCUGUAUUUAAACUUCCCACUGAUCCAAUAAAAUAAAAGGAGGGGGAGAGAGAUCCCUUUGUCAACGAGAAGAAUCUGUAUUUCUCGAGAAAAAUCUUGUUCAAUCCGGAGAUGGGUUUGUUAGAAUCUGUGAAAUCGAUCAAGUGGGAACUCGAGUCACCUCCGGUUUACCAGGAUUUUCGUCUUCUUCCUCUCUUCGCUGUGCUCUUCCCUUCGAUUCGGUUCCUCCUCGAUAGAUUCGUCUUCGAGAAAUUGGCAAAACAUUUGAUAUAUGGGAAACAGAGACAGAAUAUUGGGGAUGAUGCAACCGAGAGACGCAAGAAAAUCAGGAAAUUCAAAGAAUCAGCCUGGAAGUGUGUUUACUAUCUGUCAGCUGAGAUUCUUGCUCUUUCUGUGACUUACAAUGAACCUUGGUUUAUGAACACUAAAUACUUUUGGGUUGGCCCUGGAGAUCAGUCCUGGCCUAAUCAACAAACCAAGUUAAAGUUGAAGCUUUUGUAUAUGUUUGUGGCUGGAUUCUAUACAUACUCAAUCUUUGCUCUCAUCUUCUGGGAAACAAGACGUUCUGAUUUUGGAGUUUCAAUGGGUCAUCAUAUCGCUACUCUUAUUCUUAUUGUCCUCUCAUACGUAUGUAGCUUCUCUCGUGUUGGUUCGGUUGUUCUGGCACUUCAUGAUGCAAGUGAUGUGUUUCUUGAAGUUGGGAAAAUGUCUAAAUAUAGUGGAGCCGAAGGAAUCGCAAGCUUUUCAUUCAUUCUUUUCGUUUUGUCUUGGAUCAUUCUUCGCCUCAUUUACUAUCCCUUUUGGAUCCUAUGGAGCACAAGCUAUGAAGUAGUUUUAGAACUAGAUAAGGACAAGCACCCGGUUGAAGGACCUAUUUACUACUACAUGUUCAACACUCUUCUUUAUUGUUUGCUUGUUCUCCACAUUUAUUGGUGGGUUUUGAUGUAUCGGAUGCUUGUGAAACAAAUACAAGAUAGAGGCAAACUCAGUGAAGAUGUCAGAUCCGAUUCUGAAGGGGAAGAUGAGCAUGAGGAUUGAUUGAUAUACAAAGGUAUGAGGAGCUUAUGAAAUGUAAAAUUUUGGCAUAUCCUCUUUAACAAUAUUAGAUUCUUUUGUUUGGUGUAUGUGGUUCUGAUCACUGAUGGAUGUUUGAGAGUAGAGACUGAGUCUUCAAUCCCAACACUGGACCAGCUCAUGGACAUAAUGGAUUAAGCAUCUCUCAUUCUACCGAUUUGGAAAUUGUUAAAUUGUAAUUCUGUUAAAUUGUAAAUUGAACAUAUUAAAUAUCUGCUUUUACUGUAUUAUAUUGUAUUGUUACCAUUGUAAUUAUUUAUAGUUUUGGAUCA